AGUUUGUAGGUUAAUUGGUUUCUGUAAAUUGUCCCUAGUGUGUAGGAUAGAACAAGUGUACGGGUCAUAGUUGGGCAGUAUAGACUUGGUGGGGUGAAGAGCCUGUUUCUACACUGCAUCUCUAAAAUUAACCGUCAGUAACUUUGUUUCCCAGGGUGGAAAUAUCUAAUACCAGAGGGCAUAGCUACAAGGUGACAGUGAGAAUGUUUAAUGGAAAUGCACGGGAACCAUUGCCAGGGGUGGUGGUGGAGGCAGAUACGAUCGUGAGGUUUAAAAGGCUUUUAGAUAGGUACAUGGAAGUGCUGGGAACAGAGGGAUAUAGAUUAUGAACAGACAGAUUAGUUCAGUUUAACAUUGUGUCAUGUACGGCACAGAUAUCGUGGACCGAAGGGCCCGGUCCUGUGCUAUAAUGUUCAAUGGAUAAACUUGAAAGAGAACCAUAGAUGUGAGUCAACAGAUAUCCUCUCAAGCAAAAAACAUAGAACAUCACAUCAGCUUCCAGGAGAGGUAGUGGAGGCAGAUACAAUGACAAUAUUUAAGAAGCAUUUGGACAAGUACCGGUCACUUCCUGAAGAUGAAUCAAAGUCAGGAAAAGCCUAGGUUUUAUGAGGUCUAACCAGCAACCACAGCCCAACAACAGACCACAAGCAAACAUAGUCAUAGAAUUGCACAGCACGGAAGUGGGCCCUUCGACCCAACUCAUCCAUUCUGACCUUGAUUCCUAUCUAUGCUAGUCCACUUUGCCCACGUGAGGCCUACACUCCUUAUUUAUGCAAGGACUUGUCUAAAGGACAGCUUGAAAUUGAUGGGCCGAAGGAUCUGUUUCUCUGCUGUGCUACUCUAUUACAGGACAUCUCAGCAAAUGGCAGCACAGUGGCGCAGCGGUAAAGUUGCUGCAUCACACUGCCAGAGACCCGGAUUUCGACCCUGACCUCAGAUGUGUCUUAUCUUGAUGGAACACUGGCCAAAUUGUUGAUACUAAAUGGACGACCUUGACUUCGACACAAUGGAGGAGGUGUUUGCAAACCUUUCUGAUUUGACUGGCGGCCUCAACAAAACCUGCUCCUUAAACAAGGGCUUCCAAUUUUAUUAUCUGCCCAUCAUGUACAUUAUCGUCUUUGUCACCGGAUUCAUCGGCAACAGUGUUGCUCUCUGGAUGUUCAUCUUUCACAUGAGACCUUGGAGCAGCAUCACCAUCUACAUGUUCAACCUCGUCCUGGCUGACCUCUUCUACGUCUUCUCCUUGCCCGUCCUAAUCUUCUACUACUUCAACAAAACCGACUGGAUCUUCGGCGAGCUCCUGUGCAAGCUUCAGCGGUUCAUCUUCCACGUGAACCUGUACGGCAGCAUCCUGUUCCUGACCUGCAUCAGCGUCCACAGGUACACGGGUGUUGUCCACCCCAUGAAGUCGCUGGGCAGGCUGAAGAAGAAGUCGGCCACCAUUGUCUGCGUGUGCGUGUGGAUUACCGUCAUGGCCGGCAUCUCCCCCAUACUUUACUUCUCCAGAACGGGGCUGAGAAGAAACAAAACCAACACCUGUUACGACACCACGUCUAAGGAUCUCCUGGAAAUCUACUUCAUCUACAGCAUGAGCACCACCUUCUUUGGAUUCUGCAUCCCCUUUGCCACUAUCUUGGUCUGCUACGGUUUCAUAGUGAAGGCACUGAUAUCAAACGAUAUGAAGACUCCACUCCGAGGCAAGUCCGUGCGCCUGGUCAUCAUUGUGUUGGCCGUCUUCGCCAUCUCCUACCUGCCCUUCCACAUCAUGAAGAACCUCAACCUUCAGUCCAGACUCUAUUACCAAGGGCUAGACACUUGCGAGUGGAACCGAAGGGUCUACGCCACGUAUCAAGUGACCAGAGGUCUGGCCAGCCUCAACAGUUGCGUGGACCCUAUCCUGUACUUCCUGGCAGGAGAUACAUUCAGGAGGAGGUUCACAAACGCUGCCAGUAGGUUCAUGACUCGACGGGGCGAACUCUCUAUGCCGUUCAGGAGUGAAGACAGUCCACUCCAGCCUGUGUCAAAUAUUUCACAGAAUGGAGACACUUCCUUGUAAACCGGUUUUUUGUAGGCAGUGAAUUGUGUGACUGUGUAGGUUUGGAGGGUACAGUAAAGUAUUACACUUGAGACUUAAACUCUAUAGGAAACGAUGAUACGUGAAAUGUCCAGGAAUUAAAUGUUCGUGCUCGCAAUCUUUA
Molecule: messenger RNA, 2198 nt
Organism: Amblyraja radiata (thorny skate)
Lineage: Eukaryota; Metazoa; Chordata; Chondrichthyes; Rajiformes; Rajidae
Product: P2Y purinoceptor 1-like
Exons: 2
Coding region: 983-2056 (357 amino acids)
Biological process (GO): phospholipase C-activating G protein-coupled receptor signaling pathway; relaxation of muscle; platelet activation
Cellular component (GO): plasma membrane
Molecular function (GO): A1 adenosine receptor binding; G protein-coupled ADP receptor activity; G protein-coupled ATP receptor activity
Source: RefSeq, a predicted model, not a curated record